AUGAUGGCUAGCCUAUCGGAGAGAAGUGUUGCGAUCAUUCUCUUCGGCUUCGAGGCUGCCUUCCCAAGUGAGGCGCUGCAAGAGACAGGGCUGCUGCCUGCGCUGAGCAAUGUUGUCCCGUGCUUGUACUGGCGCAGCGUGGUCAGGGUUUAUGACACAUUCGUUAUCACCUGUCUGUCGUAUAUCUGGCAGUUCAGCGAGCCGACGGGGGAGCUCCUCGCCGAGGAGGCGUCCGCCCUCUCGCGGCUGUCUUCGGGUCCUGGCGGCUGGCGGAGUGCCGCAGAUCUGUACAGUCUAAACGCUUCGAUCAGAUUCCCAGUGGAAUUCGUGUGCCUUUCCGACGCCGCGUGGGCCGCUAAGCUCAGGGUCGCCAGCACGGUCGUUAAGGACUUUUCUUUUCUGGCCGCACAGUUGGCAGAGGCACAGGUCGAUAACCUCUCGGUGGCAACGACCGCAAAGUGGAGGACCUGGUAUGGUUCACACUUCGCUUCUGUAUUGAACAGAGCCGUGGACCAGGCCAACCCGCUCCGCAUCAGUCCUUCUGCUGUGCAGAGCGAACUGUACGCUGCGCUCCGCUCGCGCCCGAGCAGACGGCUGCAGGUUGAGGCCCGCUUCCGGCAUAAGCUUGCCAGGCCCUGCGGGCGCAGGCGCGCGCCACCGGGCGGCCACGCGGCCCUCUGGGGCGCAGGCGCGCGCCACCGGGCGGCCACGUGGCCCUCUGGGGCGCAGGACCAGUCCGCGGAAGCUCGGGCGGGGUCGGGGCUUACUCGGGUGGUGCCGGACAGCCCCGACGACGUGACCGUCGAGUUGAUCACCAAGGAACUCUCAGAGCUGGAGUGGCCAGACUGCACGUCGCGCGGCAACGUCAAGCCAGACGGGCAGGACUCCAUCAAGGCCAUGUGCUUGGGCAUGGUGAAGCCCUACUUCUCGCCGGUGACGGCAAGCAGGCGAACGCGGUUGCUGCCCAACGUGACCAAGUUGUGUACAAAGUUCCUCCGUCGCCAGCCAGACGCGGACAGAGGCGGCUUCAUGUACACGUCUAUACAGCUGAACUACAACUACAACGCCAAGAUGCAUGUCGACAAGAACAACCAUGGGCCCUCGUACAUCAUCGGCCUCGGCUCCUACACCAAGGGUGGUCUGUGGAUCUACGACCCGAACGGGACCGACUUCCAGAAGGUUACCGUCAGCAAGCUGCCCGGCUAUCCGCAUCUGAGAGAGGGCGACAUGGCGCCAGGCUUCGUGGUCGACAUCAAGGACAGGUGGCUGAGGUUCGACGGCACGAUUCCCCACAUGGCCCUCGAUUUCGAGGGCACCCGCAUUUCCAUCGUGUACUUCAGCAGGAAAGGCAGCCUGCAGGCCAAUCCCGAGUCGGAGAGCUUCCUAGAAA
Molecule: messenger RNA, 1390 nt
Organism: Prorocentrum cordatum
Lineage: Eukaryota; Dinophyceae; Prorocentrales; Prorocentraceae
Source: the annotation of a GenBank genome assembly